AUGUCUAAACAAAUCACAGCAGGUCUCACACCUACUGCAGGAUUGGGCCAAGCAGCCGCAGUAUUAUCGACAAUGGGCGAUGUACCCCAACCCUCCAGCUUGCUCCAACCCGACUUCAAACGUGAUAACUCCACAUCCACCAAACCCAAGCCUCUGGCCCCAAACACCUUCACCGGCAUGGUCGACACUAGCGACGCCGCCGUCGAACGCCGCUAUAAAGGGACCUUCAACGCGCUCGGAGGCACAGCCUUAUACAAUCGCCGCCUCGAAGCCAACCUCGCGCUCAACAGAGAGAAAAGCGGUGGAUACGCCGAGUGGAACCGCAGGCGUCAGGAUGCUAUUGAUAGGGGCGAGGAUCCGAAUGCGGAUUUGAUUGCCAAAAUGGACGCGAGACGGCCGGAUAGCUAUCUUGAAAGGGCGUGGAGAAAGCUGAGUGGGAAGAAGAAGACGAAGGCGGAAGAGAAAGAGGCCAAGGAGGCCAAGGAAAAGAAGGUGGUGGAGGCGAAGGCCAGGGCUGGGAAUGAAGGAGACUUGGGGACAGUGGAUGUAUAUCAGGGUUUGGCUGGUGGAAGGGAAGAUGAUGGGAUCAUCAGAUAA
Letharia columbiana is the source of this 597-nucleotide messenger RNA. RefSeq lists its product as uncharacterized. Lineage: Eukaryota; Fungi; Ascomycota; Lecanoromycetes; Lecanorales; Parmeliaceae. Bases 1 to 597 code for a protein of 198 amino acids. The record is from RefSeq and is a predicted model, not a curated record. The transcript has a single exon.